UGCUCCGCUCCUCGUGAGGUUCGUUCUGCUGCCGCAUUUCAGUCUUUGCAGACCCUCGGCGGGGGCGGGGUCACUUGUCCACGCUAUGGAGUGUGAGGCAGAAUCUAGGCCUCUUCUGCCUUUCCACCUCCCUUCAAAUCACAAGCGGGCAGCUACCCGGGAGAUGCAAGUUCAGACAUCGGAGGCGCCCGUGUGGGCUGCAGUGGCCGCGAUCCAGGCCGUGGACCAGACGGUGGAUACCCACACCAUGCGCUUGCUGCACCUGGAGGGCAGGAUGGGCUCAGCCGAGAAAAAGCUGACCGGCUGUAAAAGGACCGUGGUGGAAACGGAAAAGCGGCUGGAGAGCACGUGGGCCUCCUUGGGAGUUUUAGUGGAGAAGUUUGGGCAGCUGCAGAGGAGGCUGGAGAACGUGGAGAACCUUCUCAAGAACCGGAACUUCUGGAUCCUGAGGCUCCCCCCAGGCACCAAAGGAGAAACCCCCAAGGUGCCAAUCACCUUUGAUGACAUCUCCGUCCACUUCAACGAGCAGGAGUGGGGUGAACUGGAUGAAUUGCAGAAGGAUCUUUACAAGACGGUCAUGAAGAGCAACUUUGAGACUUUGGUCUCACUGGACUACGCUGUGGCCAAGCCCGAAAUCCUAUCCCGGAUGGAUCAGGGGCAGGAGGCGUGGGAGCACGGCCGUGGAGUUUCGUGGGGGGACAGCGCCCACCUGGACUUUGGCACAGACUCCCCAGUUGCUCUGGUGGACGUUUCUUCGUGGCUUCAGCAAGAGGUGGAGGAACCACCAGGUGGGAAUGCUGAGCCAGCUGAGAAGGCGAGAGAGGUCAGCGGUGGCUCUCACACAGCCUCUGCUCUUGCAAUGGUGGACACUUCCUUGCCAUUGAAGGAGGAGCUGCAAGAGGUGCACUUUGACCGAGGACCCUGCAGGGGAGGAGAUCUCAGCCGUAGCUCCAGCCUGGAAUAUGGAGCCAUCGCGGCGGAAGACAGGCCUGUCCCUGGACCGCAAGGAAGCCCACACGCCCAGGAGCCGCUGUUCCUUGGUGAAGGUCCCAGCACUGGUACGGCCCCCUUUCUGCCAUGGGCUGCUGCUGCUGCCGCCGACAUGGGACACACGCUGCACGAACAUCACCGAGGACGUUUCUACGGAAUGAUGCAGGAGAUCCUGUCUACAAAACGCGAGGACAACAACAGCUACAUUAACCGUGACCGGUACAGGACGUUGAUUGAAGAAGUCAAAGAGGCCAAAAGGCUUCGCAGCAAGAAAGGCAAGCACUACCGGCGCCUCAGGCGCUUCAACGUCCUGAACGUCGGGGAGGAAGAGAAGCUGGUGGUGCCCGUCUCUCCGGGGCACAUGGAGGCCGUGUUCUUUGUUCAGUAUGAGGAUCUGUUUGAUAUUCUCCAUGAGGCACAUAUGACCAUUGGCCACGGGGGCCGAACCAGGAUGCUGAAAGAACUUAGCCGUAAGUAUAAAAACGUCACUGCUGAAGCUGUAAUGACUUACCUGAAGCUCUGCGAACUUUGUCAAAAAAAGCAGAGCGCACCCAAGAAAGGUUUAACUGCAAGACCGGCGUUGCGCAGUGAAAUGGAUUCUGACUGUCCAUUUGAUAUCAUUUAUAUGUGAAACUGUUGCCACGGUGGACUUGAAUGUGGACUGUUAUGAAGCUCACCUGGCAGAAUGUGUUAAAGAUGCGCUGCUAACAAUUAAGCAGAUCGUAGAUGCUUAAUUUGGCCUCUGUAGCUUGUAGAAGAAAAGAGGAUCUUGUGUAAUUUGAAGAUAAAAUCUGAAAACCUGGUUCGCUUUCUAUAGGCCUGGAGAGUUCUCAAGGCUUCUCUCAUGCUGGUAGUUAGAAAGGAGUACUGACUCUACAGAAGCCCACUUUGGCCAAAAAUUAUCCGGCAUCAUUAAAGAUGCCUUUGGUCCUCAAGUUUCACAAAAACAAUGGCAGAAAUCCAUGCCUGUUUGACAUCACUCGUUCCCUGUUGAAGAGCGCUAUAAAAAUGAAGAAGCCCCAUUCCGAAGCGGCUCAGACUCCUUAGCAGAAAACCAUCCCACCAUGGCUGACUCCUGUGGAACUAGUUUUUAUUUUGAGCAUAGACUGGAGGGCCUGCAAGACUCACCCUCUCUUGCUGCAGCAACCAGUUCUGAGAAGAGAGCUUGUCCUUGGGAGGGACAUCCCAAGGUUCCUUGGGUGAGGCCCGGUCUUGGUGGGAAGAUCUCUUGUCAUGGGGAAAAUGCUGCCACUUGUGGAAUAAAUUCAUGAGGUCUAACCCAGAGCCCUUAGAGGAUUUGCGCACUUCAAUUCUCAGGCACAACUUCCGUUUUUGGGCGAGGCUGAAUGGGAUCAGGAAAAUCCCCUAAAAUAAACAAGCAUUCCCCUUCCUGUUGAUGCCGAUGUGUUGUCUCUCCUCCUUUGGGGUCGCUGAUUCUGGACUAUAGUUUGGUUUCUAAUAGUUUUAGGCUACCAGAAUGAAUGGGAUGAAAUCCUACUGUCAGAGUCAAUGAAGCUAUGUUAGAAUGAGGGAAAUGGAUGUAGUGCCAGUGCCGCCUUUCACACGUUAGCCCAGUGAUGGCGAACCUAUGGCACGGGUGCCAGAGGUGGCACUCAGAGCCCUCUCUAUGGGCAUGCACAAACAGAGUUGCCCUCCCCCCUCCAUAUCUAGGUUGGCUUG
Molecule: messenger RNA, 2670 nt
Organism: Sphaerodactylus townsendi
Lineage: Eukaryota; Metazoa; Chordata; Lepidosauria; Squamata; Sphaerodactylidae
Product: zinc finger protein 783-like
Exons: 8
Coding region: 86-1621 (511 amino acids)
Biological process (GO): regulation of DNA-templated transcription
Source: RefSeq, a predicted model, not a curated record